Messenger RNA from Ipomoea triloba (trilobed morning glory), 1320 nucleotides. Its product is annotated as replication protein A 70 kDa DNA-binding subunit A-like. Lineage: Eukaryota; Viridiplantae; Streptophyta; Magnoliopsida; Solanales; Convolvulaceae. The coding region runs from base 1 to 1320 and encodes 439 amino acids. The transcript has 12 exons. The record is from RefSeq and is a predicted model, not a curated record.
AUGCCGCCAAUGUAUAUCUUGGCCACUCAGAUAUCACCGAUGAGAACAACGUGCGCAUUGAAGGUUAGAUGUGUUCGAACUUAUGAAGUGAGAGAAUGGAAGUCCAGUGAAGCCGUGAAAUGUCGAGAAUGUGUCUUCCAUGAUAGCGAGGGUAAUGUUUUACAUGCUUACAUCCCACGUGAGCAUGUUGUUAAAUUUCAAAACCAGUUCGUUGAAGGCAAAUACAAGAAUUUAAACUUUCCUAGGCAUAUGUUUCGUUUGAGAAGUUUUAAAUCUUUGAGGGCAUCUGAUCAGAUUGACGACAAAGAACUCAUUGAUGUGAUUGGAAGGAUAGUUGAGAUUUACUCUCCAAUAGAAAGGAUUGUAGGUGGAAAGCCUUCUCGGUUGAUUGACUUUCUCAUAGAGGAUGAAAGUGGGGAUGAAAUGAAAUGCACAGUAUGGGACGAUCAUGUGGAUAAAGUUGACUCUUGCUCCUAUGAUGCCACACAAUUAUUUAUCAAUGAAGACAUCCCUGAAAUUCUGGAGCUUAGGGAUAGAAUAUGUGGUGAGAAGACUCCUAUGCGUAGUAUUUGCUCUAUUUCAAGUAUGUCUGCUGCCAAUACUUUUGACACAUUCAACAGUGGUUCUAUGAUAAUGACUACCAUUGCUGAGGUUUAUGAGAAGAAACAGUACGACGACUAUUGGGUGGUGGCUAAGAUCGUUGGUAUAGAAAAUGGUUUGGACUGGUAUUAUAACUCAUGUAAGACAUCUGGUUGUAGCAAAAAACUUACCCUAAAUGCUAAUGGGUGCUACGACUGUUACAAGUGUAAUAAGACAUGGGGUGAAGGAAUGUUGAGAUAUAGGCUUAAGGUUAGAGUUGUUGAUAGGAAUGGUAAUGCAUCAUUCCUUUUGUGGGACCGGGAGUGCAAAGAGUUGAUUGGCAUGUCUGCUGUCGAACUGAGAGACAAAUAUCCACAGGUUAUUAACGAUACUAAAUUGAUUGAUUCCUACUGCCCUGAAUUACUGGAAAGCUUUGAUAAUGAUCCAACUUCUAAGCUUCAGUCCAAUGACUGUUUUGAAUCGGAUGAGGAGUUUAUUUCUGAAGGUGAAGUUGAAAGUCCCCUGGCCAUAACUGGAAAUGCCAAGGAUGUUGAGGAUCUAGACUCUGGGUCUGUUAAGAGGUGUCUUUUAGAUGAAUAUUCCUCAAGCAAGACCUCUACAAAGAAAAUGCUCCUACAAGUCAAGCUGGAGAAGACCUCUGAAGAUGUAAAUAUGAAGAACUUAAAAGAGGGUCAAGAAGGUAUAAACAAAUCAAGUCUGAACAACAAGAUCAGUGCGUAG